UUGUUUUGUUUUAUGUGCGGGUAAUGUUUAGCAACUGUUUUCAGUUUUCACAAAUUCGUUUUGGGUUUGUGAACAACCGGAUGUUUAGUUGGAUAUGUAAUCUUAGGUGUGUAAACUUUUUAAAAACUUGAUUUAUAGACUUAUUUAAACAAAAAUCUAUUAACUGUUCAGUUAGCUAACCUAGCUAACUGGGUUAUAAAGAGGGAAAAUCUAGCAAAGGUUUGAGUUGCAGAAUGGUUCAUAUAUCUUUAUUUGGAACUUUGAUCUCUUGCAAAGAUCACCCGUUCAUAAAAUGUGUGCUAGCUAACAAGGUGAAGUUAUAAACACAAAUCCCUAACCUUGAACGCAGUUGGCUAUUUCAGCCACUGAAAAAUCACUUUUAGUUACAAGUAGGUGUGAUGAAUUGUCCAGGAACAAAGAUCAUCUGUUUUGGACAACCUCCUGAUAUUAAGAGAAAUGGAUGAGAAACCUACACCAAGGCAGUCAAAUCGCCUCCAUCAGGUACAGCCUUCUGAAGCUGAAGUACAAAAGAAGCAAAGACAGAAGAAGCAGUGCUUGCCUGUGGAUUCAACCUCAGCACAAGAUGAGGAGAAUUUACAAGCCCUAAAUGUGCCUGAGUCCAAACUGAUGAAAGAAACAUACGUUACUCAUAGAUAUGCAUCUGUGAAACAGAUGGUAGCAGAAUCAUGUUUACCAGAGAAAAGAGGUCAGCUUUGUGAUAUUACUGAAAAUGAUCAUUGUGAACUGCAAUUGCAAAGUGCAGCAAAUAUCAGGAAAUCAAAUGCACGGCCAGCAUCACCAUUACUGGAAUGUGGAGGAGCCAAAACGUGCGGAAAAAUAACGAAGGACUGGAAGGACCUUGCGCAGAGGUUGCUGUUCAGUGAAACCAAAAGCAGUGGUACAAGACAGCAAACACAUGUGUAUGAGUCGAGACUUGAGAAACGAGCAGAAAGCUGUUCACCUCAGUGGGCAGCCACUUGCACAAGAAAAACAUUAGUCUCAAAUGAUGGGCCAACGCUCAAGUCCAGAGGAGUUCAGUCAGAAAACAGCCCUGAUGGUCCUAUGAAUAACACAAAGGGUUACAUUCUCUUUAGUCCAACAUGUAUGGCUGCUGCCAAAAAAGGGUGUGAUGUGCUGCAGCAGAAACCAACCUAUGCAAAUAUGUCCAUCUCUGUGCUCACUCCUCCACCUGGUCUGGAACUGAGCAUACUGAGUGGCUCACAGGGGGAUGCAGCACAAAAUGUCCACAUGGCUGUUCCUGCUGAUCAAAGAGACAAGCUUUUGCUUUCUAGCUGGGGUCUUCCAAAGCCAGUGCUAGAGAAGUACCAGAGUCUGGGUGUUAAGCAGAUGUUUGAGUGGCAGGCAGAAUGCCUCACCUUGGGUAAAGUGCUGGAGGGCAAGAAUCUGGUGUACUCAGCUCCAACCAGUGCUGGGAAAACACUGGUUUCUGAGUUAUUAAUCUUAAAAAGGGUCUUGGAGACUAGACGUAAGGCCAUAUUCAUUCUUCCGUUUGUUUCUGUGGCAAGAGAGAAAAUGUUUUAUCUACAGAAUGUAUUUCAAGAGGCAGGGAUCCGAGUUGAAGGAUACAUGGGGAGCACCUCAGCAGCUGGUGGCUUCUCUGCACUGGAUGUGGCUGUAUGUACAAUAGAAAAAGCCAAUGGACUCAUUAACAGACUUAUUGAAGAGGACAAGAUAGAUUUGCUAGGGACUGUUGUUGUAGAUGAGCUACACAUGGUGGGGGACUCUGGUCGUGGAUACUUGUUGGAGCUCUUGCUAACCAAGAUCCAAUACAUUGCCAGAAAAUCAGCAGAGAAGUGCACUGAUAAGAGUUCUGCUGAAGGUGUACAGAUUGUUGGAAUGAGUGCCACAUUGCCAAACCUGGACCUCCUUGCCCGCUGGCUGAGUGCUGAGCUGUACCAUACAGACUACCGUCCAGUGCCACUGAUGGAGUGGGUUAAGAUUGGCCAUAAAAUAUAUGACGGUUCCAUGAAUCAUGUCAGACCAUUCACACCCACUCUACCCAUCAAGGGUGAUGAUGAUCAUAUACUGAGUCUCUGCUUUGAGACUGUGCAGGCUGGUCACUCUGUGCUGCUCUUCUGCCCUUCUAAGAGCUGGUGCGAAAAGCUGGCAGACAGUAUUGCCAGGGAGUUUUACAACCUUCAUUACCAAGUGAAACAGUCAUACUCUGGAGUCCAGCCUGUGUCUCUGAACCAAGAAGGUCUCCAAGAUGUGGUGGCUCAACUGAAACGUACUCCUGCAGGCCUUGACCAGGUUCUACACCGUACUGUUCUCUGGGGAGUGGCAUUCCAUCAUGCAGGUUUGACAUUUGAUGAGCGCGAUAUCCUGGAAGGUGCUUUUCGUCAUGGCUACAUCAGGGUCCUGGUUGCCACUUCCACUUUGUCCUCUGGUGUAAACCUACCUGCCCGACGGGUGAUUAUCAGAACACCAGUAUUCAACGGACAUCUGUUGGACAUACUGACCUACAAACAGAUGGUGGGUCGAGCGGGCCGUAAAGGAGUGGACACUGUUGGUGAGAGUGUGCUUGUGUGCAAGGAGUCCGAGCGUAUGAAAGGGGUCAGUGUGAUCCAGGGCUCUCUUAAACCCAUCAGCAGCUGCCUCAUGAAAAGGGAGGGGGAGGGUGUCACUACUAGCAUGCUCAGAGCCAUCCUGGAGAUUAUAGUUAGUGGAGUUGCAAGCACACCAGAGGAGGUGAGGACUUAUGCAUCCUGCACACUGUUGGCAGCUGGUUUGGCAUCUGAACAGCCUGAUCAAGGUGGUGAGUUGCCUGGAGCUGUUCUUAGUGGUGGUGCCAUUGAGGGCUGCAUAGACUGGCUGAUGGACAAUGAGUUCAUUCAUAUGCAGAAGGAAGGCAAUGUGGAGAGAUACUGCCCCACUCAUCUGGGCUCAGCCACUCUGUCAUCAUCCCUAUCCCCACCAGAGGCCCUUGGGAUCUUUGCUGACUUACAACGAGCAAUGAAAGUAUUUGUCCUGGAAAAUGAUCUCCAUAUUCUUUACCAGAUAACACCAGUUUAUGUUGACUGGACAACAAUAGAUUGGUACCAGUUUUUCUGUUUGUGGGAGCAACUACCUUCCGCAAUGAAGCGAGUUGCAGAAAUAGUGGGCAUCCAGGAAGGUUUUCUGGCACGAUCUGUCAGUGGAAAAUUAAUUGCUAAAACUGAAAAGCAGCGCAGACAGAUGGCCAUUCACAAACGUUUUUUCUCAACACUUGUGCUUUUUGAUCUGGUCUCUGAGGAACCCCUCGGUUUAGUUGCAAAAAAGUAUGGUUGCAGCCGAGGACAGUUGCAGUCACUUCAGCAGUCAGCUUCUACCUAUGCAGGUAUGGUUACAGUCUUCUGUAAUCGACUCGGAUGGCACAACCUCGAGCUAUUGCUGUCUCACUUCCAAAGUCGGCUGAGUUUUGGAGUGCAGCGAGAGCUCUGUGACCUGGUGCGGAUCUCUCUUCUGAAUGCCCAAAGAGCACGUGCACUGUACAGUGCAGGGUUUGUCACUGUGGCAGAGGUAGCAAGGGCAAAUGUCACUGAUGUAGAGAAGGCCCUGAGGAAAGCCAUUCCUUUCAAAAGUUCUAGACAGGCUGUGGAUGAGAGUGAAGAGGAAGCACAGGAGCGCAGGAGCAUGCACUGUAUCUGGGUCAGUGGGAAGAAGGCUCUGACUGAGAGUGAGGCUGCACAGCAGAUUGUGUCAGAGGCCAGGCUCCUCCUCAGGCAGGACCUGGCCCAUCUGGGUGUGGAGUGGAAUCCCAAUAUUUCCCUGGCUGAGGUCAGAGCAACUUCUUCUGACGAAUUAUCAUAUCAAGAGUCACAGGAUUGCAGUUUACAAAUUCCAGUGGCUCUACAAACUGAAGAUUUAUCUGAGAAGAAAAACACUAUUUUUGAUGGAGAAGAGAGAUUGAGUAAGACUGUAGAAAGUCAUCAGAUAUUAGUAAAGGAUCAAAACUCUGUCUCUGACCACACUCAAUGUCCUACAAAGACAAGGCAUUCCCCUGCAAGUCUGAAAGACUCUCUGUUUGCAGUUAUGACCGAUCCGAUUAGGGAAUCUGCUACAAGUCAAGCAGUUAUGACAUCUAUCUGCACUGCAAACAAUGAGCAGUAUUCUUGUGCAUUACAUAAAGUUCUCAAAUCUAUAAAUGUUAAAGAUAUAGCAGGUCACAAGGGCUGCAAAACAACUGAGUCGGCAUCAGCCUUCACAGCAAAAUCUUCUCAGAGGCGCUGUAGACAUGAUUCUGAUGUACAAAGAGUGUCUCCUUUACAUAGUGAAUGUAAUUUUAUACGUCCACGGUCUAAACGUAGAAGGGUGGAUGAUGAAAUGAUUGAAAAUAUUGGUUCUGUACGCACAGUCAUUGAAACAGAAGAAGCAUGUUCAACAGCUGCAGUGGCUCUCAAAACUGCGUCACCUGCUUUUGAUGGAAUUUCACUGAAAAAUAAUCAGAGCGAGGUAAACAUAAAAAAAAUCCCAGAAUUACCUAAAGACUAUGAGACAAAAAUGGCAUCAUAUGUUCCGUUUAAUGUUGAACACACGUCAAUGUUAGCGAGUCAUGGGUGUUUUCCCACAGGUGAUGGGGAAAAGUGCUCUGAAUUAAAAAAUGUUAAUCAUGGUUCAGAUGAUCUCAACAAGAUGAUACUUAAAGAAGUUGAAACUAAAAAGGGGAACUACAGAGACGAGGGCUGUUACAGGAAGCUUACUCAGGGAAAUAUAUCAAAACAACAUGAAAAUCAAAAUAUGCCAGUGGGAUUUUUGUUGAGCUCAAAAGCAAAUUCUGAAGUUACAACUAAUAUAAUACAGAAUCAGCAGGAAAAUUGCAACUCUCCUGACUUGUACACAGGUGAAUUGGAAGCAUUUGGUGAUAGUUUUCAGCUUGAUACACAAACUGAAAGAAUAUUGCUACAAGAUGACAAACUGCUUCAUCAUAAUGACAAUCUAAAUGUUAUUCAGACAAUUAAGAAGACUGACUUAGUUGGCACAGAAAAUCUGAACAAGUCCAACCAAAACUCUCCACCUGAAAAUAAAAAUCAAAUCUUACAGAAGAUGCCUGAAGAUGAAAAUGGUAAGAAAGACUAUAAUGAGGGCACAUCUGUCUUUUCCAAAGAUGAUCCAAACAAACAAUACAAUAAUCUGCCAGUAAAUGCAGCUAUACCCAAGUAUAACAUUUCACUGACAGAUAGCCAAAUGGAGAAUAUUCUUAAUUUGACUAAUAAUGUGCCUGAAAGAGAAUCUUGGGAAAUGGAAUUAAAACAGCAUGAACCUCAGUCUGAAAAGGACAAAUUUACCAGUGUGACAACAGAAAUGGAUGAAAAUGUGGACAAUAGCCCCAACAGGAGCAGCAGUUUUCUCUUUGAUAGUCUGUAUGACAGUUCCAUUUUGGAGGCCAUGGAAGAGGAAGCAGAAAGAGCUGAAGAGGUAGAGCAAGAACAAGCUCUGGAUGCUUGUACUACUCCACAUGUCCUGUCCACUAAAAAAACUGGGGAGAUUAGAGAUGACAUUCAAUUGGAGGAUCAUGAAGCUGUUCAGUGGGGUGAGUCUUCCUUCAACCUGUCGGAAUGGGGAGAUUCGUUACUCAUUGGGGAGCACCAUCUGGAGAAACUAAACAGGGGUUUCAAGGCGUGUGGCAGACCAAAAUUAAGUGAUGAAGAAAAGCCCUCUUACACAGAUGAUGCUGUGUCAGAGUUACAAAAGUCCCAAAGUAAUGCAACUCAUGUAGAAACUGCUGAUUGUUCAUUUAAUAUCAGUGAAAUGCAAGAUAUGUUUGAUAAGUGGACGGAACACUUUUCAGCAUUCCAUGAGCCUCAUGAACAAUUAGGUGCAAACGUCCCAGAUAAGGUGCCUUCGGUUGAAGUGAAGAAAGUUAACAUGGCAAUAACUAACACAAACAGUGAGUUGGAGCAUGCAAAUCAAAGUGGACUGAGAUCAGAGAAUUUCCAUGUCAUCAAGCCAAAUUCAGUAAGCGGUCACCUUAUUCCUCCAAUACCUGUAUGUGAACCUGACACACCCAGAUUCAAAAUGACAACUUCAGAUAUACAGACACCUCCAAAUCCCAGAAGUGGCCUAAAGUGUACACUGAAUUUGCAUGCAAGUUCUGUUACAAAGAAUGAUCAGGAUCCUUGUUUGGAGCUCAAGGCCUCAUCAAUCACUGAUGAUGACUGUUUACCGCAACUUUCUCAUGAUACCUCUCCCCUGGGUUCCAACUCUAGUAGUCCGGAGUCCUUCUCCAUAAUUGAUGUAGCGAGUGAUAAAAAGCUUUUUGAAACAUUUCUAAAUGAGUGGAAGACCAAGAACAGAUUUUCUCUUGCAGUUGCUUGUGAGAAGAUAGGUGAUACAGGGCAACCUGAACCUACUUUAGGGAGCAAAUUCAAAAAAGCAACUACUCCUAUGAGAAUCAAAAGAAAAGAUGGGUUUGUCAUAAAAGGCCAUGAGAAUCUGAUUGUAACUGGUAUCUCUGUAUGCUGGGGAAGAAAAGAUGCUUAUUAUGUAUCACUGCAAAAUGAGCUAACGGACACAGCCAUAAGUGCAAGCUUAGCCCCACCUCCCCUUGAUGAUAGUCUGACAGUGGGGGACAGAUUGAAGGAAAUUCAGAACUGUUUGGCAAGAUCAUCUUCUGGCAACAAUGGAGUGAUAGUUGCUUAUGACUUUAUUCAGCUGUACAAGACUCUACUUUUGGCAUGUGAACUUCCAGUAACGGGUACAUUUGAGGAUCCUAAGGUUGCCUGUUGGCUUCUGGAUCCUGGCUCCAAGGAGCGCACCCUUCACAACAUGGUGACAAGCUUUAUUCCUCAGGAUCUCUUCUUGUUGGAUGGGAUUAGCUCUGGUCAGGGUGUGAAAAGUCUGGCAAUAUGUGGAGAUUCCAGUCAGUCUGGACGCUACAGAGCAGCCAUUGAAUCUGUUCUCGUCUUUAGGGUCAUGAGGCAGCUUAAUGUUCUCCUGGAACAAGAUCAUUUCUUAGAUGUAUUCCAGAGAGUGGAAAUGCCCUCUCAGUAUUGCUUAGCUCUGCUAGAGCUGAACGGUUUUGGAUUUAGUGUGGCUGAAUGUGAAGCUCAGAAACAUGUGAUGCAAGCCAAGCUCAGCGACCUGGAAUCCCAGGCCUACCAGCUAGCUGGUCACAGCUUCUCACUGACCAGCCCAGAGGAUGUUGCUGAGGUACUUUUUAUUGAGCUAAAGCUCCCUCCCAAUGGUGAUUUAAAUUAUCUAAAGUAUAAAAAGACUUUGGGCUACACUAGAAGGGCUGGAGCAGGUGUCCACAUAAAACUUUCUAAGCAAUUUAGCACUACCAAGGACAUACUGGAAAAACUCGCACCACUGCAUGAGUUACCAGGAAUCAUCUUAGAAUGGAGGAGGAUUACAAAUGCUCUGACCAAGGUGGUAUUUCCUCUGCAAAGAGAGAAGACCUGGCACCCUAAUUUAGAGAUGGACAGAAUACAUCCAGUGUCUCAGUCUCACACAGCUACAGGAAGGGUGAGCUUUACUGAACCCAAUAUUCAGAAUGUGCCAAAAGACUUUGAAAUCCAAAUGCCAACCAUAAUUGGAGAAAGCCAACAUUCACUGAAUAACACAACCAGUAUCUCAAACAAGACAAGGACCAACAUAUACAGGUCACAUAAGGUAGCAUCACAAGUAAACGAUUCGGACACAUUUCCAGAGAAGGGAAUGCCUUUUUUCAUCAGCAUGAGACAUGCUUUUGUUCCUUUUUCAGGGGCAAUAAUUCUGGCUGCGGACUACUCCCAGCUCGAGCUACGUGUCUUGGCUCACUUGUCUUGUGAUAGACGGCUUCUUCAAGUGCUCAACAGUGGUGAAGAUGUUUUCAAAAGCAUCGCUGCAGAGUGGAAGAUGGUGGACCCUGACUCGGUAGAUGAUCACACGAGACAACAGGCAAAACAGAUUUGUUAUGGAAUAAUAUAUGGCAUGGGAGCAAAGUCACUAGGAGAACAAAUGAGUAUUGAUGAAAAUGAUGCAGCCUGCUAUAUCGAAACAUUUAAAUCCAGAUACAAAGGCAUACAGGCAUUUCUUCAAGAAACAGUGAAGAACUGCAGCAAAAAUGGUUUUGUGAAGACUUUACUGGGUAGGAAAAGGUUUCUCCCUGGGAUCAAGGACUCAAAUAUGUACAUAAAGUCUCACGCAGAGCGUCAGGCUGUGAAUACAACAGUCCAGGGGUCUGCUGCAGACAUUGUUAAAUUAGCCACUGUCAAUAUUCAGCGCAGAUUGGAAGACGUUCUUCCAAACGUGCCACCGUCACAUCAGCAUCAUUUAAACAGCAGAGACAACAGCUCAUAUAGGCCUCAUGCCAUGCCUUCCCGGGGAGCCUUCUUCGUUCUUCAGUUACACGAUGAACUUAUUUAUGAGGUUGCAGAGAAGAACGUCAUCCAGGUUGCACAAAUUGUGAAGCGGGAAAUGGAAUCUGCAGUGAAAUUGUAUGUGAAACUCAAGGCAAAAGUUAAAGUGGGUCCAAGCUGGGGAAAUCUACAAGACUUGGAUAUAUAAAAGCUAAUGUAUUUGGCCAAAUUUUUAAAGUGUAAAAUCUGUAAAUUAUUGUAAUACAGUAAAUUAGUAUUAGCAGCCAUUUUUAGCUCAAAUUGAAUGUUUCCAUGAACUUUUCAAAGUGAUUAUGAAUCUCAGGUGUAUUUCUGUAUUAUAAAAGUAAACAAAUGUUGUAAAUCAAUUUUUACUGGAAGCUAGAACAAUUUCAUGGACUUUAAUAAUCAUAAACUGUUACAUGUAUUGGGCUUUACUAAGGCAUUUCACUACUUGAAAAUGCACCCAAUUUGACACUACAUUAAAGUUACGACUCUACAGGCAACA
This is a messenger RNA of Electrophorus electricus (electric eel), 8805 nucleotides long. The record is from RefSeq and is a predicted model, not a curated record. NCBI's taxonomy places the organism in Eukaryota, Metazoa, Chordata, Actinopteri, Gymnotiformes, Gymnotidae.